AUGGUCUUAGGUGUUGCAGCCGUUCCAGGCGCCCCCGACACUCUCCUGUGCCAUCCAACUCACAGAACAACCCAGAUUCUGGCUUAUGCAAUUCUUCCAGCAUGUUUUGGACUAUUUAUCCACAUAUUACAGACGAUAGCUGAUGCUGGUCUAGCCUUCCAGCUAUGGAAAGCAGAUCAGCCUAUAUGGGCAACCAUCACAUUCGGCCUAAUUUUGGCACCGGCACUUUUAGGAGCCAUAUUCACUUUAUCGCAACCAGAAAAUUGGCCAGGGACUCCUAAACGCAACUGCCUGUAUAUAACCAAGUAUGGUAUUUACCAUAUUUUACUGUUCCCUUUGGCAGCAGUCCACAGGUACUGUCGUCGUAUUUUCUGGUCAAUGGAAGCCCUGUAUGUAGAAGACGAAGGUUUAGAGCGUACAAAAUGUUUGAGAAGGGCUUUUGUGCAAGGGACAAUACAGUGCCUGUUUCAUAUGUGGCUUAUUAUGCAGGAUGAUACUUUCAGGGAUUAUGAUAUAGUACGUCUCCAACUAGUGUCAAUCUUCAGUUCCCUCCUGCGAAUCUCGAUGACAUCAGCCCUUUACCAGAGAUUUCACAGCCAAAAACUUGCAGGAAGACACUAUCCCUGGGACAAAAAAUUUCCUGGCGAAGAUCUUGAUGGCCAAAAAAAACACGAAGAACAAAGCAACAAUGUGGUUUUGCUGAGCCAUCGGCAAAUUCCGGAAGACGUAUUUUUGCCAGAAAAUUUAAUGACGUUGGCUGAACAGGAUCAGAUUUAUCGGAAGACUAUGAAAAUUCCUGGCGAAAAUUUUAUGGGAAACGAGGGAAAGGAUGAUUGGGAUCACAACAAGGUACUGUCGUCGUAUUUUCUGGUCAAUGGAAGCCCUGUAUGUAGAAGACGAAGGAUGACUUUCAGGGAUUAUGAUAUAGUACGUCUCCAACUGGUAUCAAUAUUCAGUUCCCUUCUGCGAAUCUCGAUGACAUCAGCCCUUUACCAGAGAUUUCACAGCCAAAAACUUGCAGGAAGACACUAUCCCUGGGACAAAAAAUUUCCUGGCGAAGAUCUUGACGAAAAUUUAAUGACGUUGGCUGAACAGGAUCAGAUUUAUCGGAAGACUAUGAAAAUUCCUGGCGAAAAUUUUAUGGGAAACGAGGGAAAGGAUGAUUGGGAUCACAACAAGGAUGUCGAUCUUCAACCCAGUGUCGACUACGUAACCCUUGCCGAUUGUGCCACAGGUUCUGCGCCCCAUGACGGUCCACCAAUGACACCAGCCCCCAAAAAACCAGUAGAUGACGUGCCUUAUUCGGUCCUGGUGCGUUUAACAACAGUUCGCGACCAAUUAAGAUACAGUGCCGGAGUUAUGUUCGAAGAUAUGCUCGGAAGACGCGAUUCCUCCGACAAUCCGCCUGCACCAACCAGAGCCUUGCCACCGCCUCCGAACGGCCUCAGAAGAGACGAUGCUGUGUCAUACAUAAUAAGCACCUUCGGGUGGUUUUUUUAUUUAGUAUCCAGAUUUUUAGCACUGACCACGGCCUGGACGUUUUACCCAUACGCCACCUGGAUAACUUUGGCUUUAACAUACAUCACCAGCUACUGCAUAUACUUGCGUCUAUCUUUAAAACUCCAGGACCUCCGUAAAGCCUACUUUGGCUUGUUUUUAAGUUAUCUAAACCUUUUUGUAAUGUUGGAGCUCAAAUUUAAAUUUACAAAACCCAGAAGAUGGUUUGGUUAUUAUUUUUUAUUAGCGACUGUUCAAAGUUGGUCAAUGGUGUUUUCCUGGUAUUGGUUUGCGGAUUGGGAUAGUUGGUGGUUCGAGUAUUCGCUGGCGGUUGUUUUGGGAGGAAGUUUUUUGGCGGUUUUGUGCGCGGGGAUUUAUUUUGUUAUUUUGAAACCGAAAGAAGAAGUUGUUGGGAGAUAGAUAAGUGUCAAGAUUCAAAAAGCGUCGAGAAUUCGAAAAGUCAACACGAAAUUGUAAGUUCUGGAAAAUUUUAAAAGUGCAAGGAUUUUAAAAGUAUUCGAAAGU
This is a messenger RNA of Ctenocephalides felis (cat flea), 2022 nucleotides long. RefSeq lists its product as uncharacterized. Lineage: Eukaryota; Metazoa; Arthropoda; Insecta; Siphonaptera; Pulicidae. The record is from RefSeq and is a predicted model, not a curated record. Gene Ontology annotation, cellular component: plasma membrane. Gene Ontology annotation, biological process: phosphatidylserine exposure on apoptotic cell surface; apoptotic process involved in development; engulfment of apoptotic cell. The transcript has 10 exons. The coding region runs from base 1 to 1917 and encodes 638 amino acids.